UAAAAAAGGAGAAAAAAGCGUUAAUGGUACUCUUUGUCCAUAGUUAGUAUAAACUUCCUCCAGUCAGAAUUAAUCUAAACAUAACUCAAGAAAUCUGUCAUUCAUUUUGACAUUUUUGCCUAGGAUAUCUUAGUCCCGCAAUUUUACAUCAAAAUUAAAAUAUCUGCUUGAAACGAGGCUUCCUCGUUGAACGACAACAAAUACUUUACAGAAGAAUCCCUACUCUUGACCAAUCAGCGACAAAAGGAGCGUAGACUUCGGCUCCGAAUUUCGCCUUGCCUCUCGGAAAAAUACCGUGUGCCCGAACUGCCGAAAAACACCUCACAGAUUUUCAAAACGAACAAAAAUUUCACAAAAUGUCGUCAUGAUAUUUGCACGAAGUCUUCCGAACUGUUUUGGAUGGGAAGCAUGCGGACGCUGAAGCAUCUGUGGUUGCAACCCAUUCUGUAUUGGGUAGUUGGUUAGGUUAGGGACGUCCCAAAGAGCCCGAUUAGCACUAACCAUCAUCUGUCGCACUGCUAACGUUAGCUGCUUGAGAGUGACUUUCAACCGUUUGCUAGAUGUUGGAUAUGAACUUUCACCACGUGGCAUCGUCUGUAUUUUUCAUGGAAAUGUGACAAACUCUACUAAUUUCAUUUUAGUGUUUGUGACCACUCGCAGUGGACAUACAUAUACUUAUGUACAUUAUUUUUUUGGCUCGCUGCCUAAAGGGGUGCGGCUGUCCGGGACUGUAAACAAUACGUGUACGCCGCCAACCUGGACGGGUGAACCAGGGAACAUACAAAACUACAGAGAAGAGGGACUCGCCCUGGACCCUCUGGCCACCUCGGAGAGUCAGAAUCCACCACAGUUCAGCAGCGGCCCUCUGACUUGGAAUAACAGCUAGCGUUGCAAAUCCCGCCACACAGAGGAAGUUGUUGGAGGAUUAUCAAGGCACUCAUAUUUUCAUCGAGUAGUCUCUAUACACCCUUGAUCAGAUUAGCCCAAUACUCAUCACACACACCCCUACAAGCCACCAUGGAGGAUGACCUGAUGUUUAGUAUGGAGGAGGUGGGCAGUGCUCAGCAUAACCCAAGGAAACAGAGAACCCCAGGUCAACAUGCUCCAUCCCUUAGCGAAGCUAAUGAUAGCGGUGAGGACGACUACUACAUCUGUCCCAUCACAGACGACCCUGUCAGCCAGGCCAAAGACAUCUGUGGCUAUCUGAAGAACCUGGUCCACAGCAAUCAGCUGUCCAACUCUCCCCAAAACUCCUUCAUGUACAAGAAUGAAACAGAGAAGGAAACUCCACAACAACGGUCAGUCGAGUUUGGGGCGUUAUCUGACAAUGGACGGGCAGCGUGGAAUAGAGCCUUAGAGAAGGCCAAGGCCAUGCCUGAUCUCUGGGCUGAGUUUCACCUGGAGGAAAUCAAGACAGAGCCAUGCAUACGAUACAGGUACAAGGCUAUCACAGCAGAGUGGUCUCAAGACACAGUGCACAUCAAGAUGUCUGGCCAGCCUUUUGGACGCGGUGCCAUGAGGGAAUGCUUCAGAACGAAGAAGCUGUCUAACUUCUCCCACAGUAGUAACUGGAAGAGUGCGUGUAACUAUGUAACGAAGCGCUACAUGGAGCCUGUGGACAGGGAUGUGUACUUUGAGGAUGUCAGGCUGCAGAUGGAGGCCAAACUCUGGGGAGAAGAGUACAACCGCCACAGGCCACCCAAACAGGUGGACAUCAUGCAGAUGUGUGUGAUUGAGAUGAUGCAGCGUCCAGGUAAACCUCUGUACCACCUGGAACACUACAUCGAGGGGAAGUACACAAAAUACAACUCCAACUCCGGCUUCGUCAAGGAUGACAACAUCAGGCUCACUCCACAGGCAUUUAGUCACUUCUCAUUUGAGCGUUCGGCCCACCAGCUGAUCGUGGUGGACAUCCAGGGGGUGGGGGACCUCUACACGGACCCCCAGAUCCACACAGAGAAGGGCAAAGGCUUUGGAAAUGGAAACCUGGGUGUGCGGGGCAUGGCGCUGUUCUUCCACUCCCACCUGUGUAAUAAGAUCUGUAAGAGUAUGGGCCUCACACCAUUUGACCUCUCCUCUGCAGAGAAAAGUCAGCUGGACUGCACCAACAGACUGCUGAGGUCGGCGCAGACGGUACUGAGGGGUAGUGAGGAACAGUGUGGUUCAGCUCGUGUUCGUACCAUCUCAGUGGGCCGUGCGCCCCCACUUCUCUCCCGUCUGUCAGAGACUGGGGACAACACUAUAAGUGACUCCAUCCCCUGCUCGCCCCUCGCCUUCCCUGGCUCCCCCCUAGGACAGCACUUCUCUAUGGGCUCCAUGGGAAAGUCUCCUCUGGAUUGGUCUUUUGUAAAUGAGAUGGAUGAACGGGAGAAACGCAACAACCGCAGCCACAGCCCAGAACACAAGGACUCAGAGAAUGGAGGAGACAGUGGGUGUCCAAGUGAGAGGAGGAGUGAAGGGGACCCCAACGACGGGGGACAUUACUCUUCUCUACACCAACACUCAGUCUUGCUGACAGAUGAGAAAUGGAGUGUCUACCACACUUCUCGUUCUCACGUCCACCGGCCAUCCUGUGUUGCUGUGGAGGUGGAGAGACUCGACUCCAUGAUCCUGGAGAGGAAGAUUGGGAAGUCCAUCCUGGGGAAAGUCCACCUAGCGAUGGCGAAUUACCACGAGGGUGGUCGGUUCUGUGAAAAGGAGGAGCAGUGGGACCAGGACUCAGCCAUGUACCACCUGGAGACGGCAGCCAUGUGUGGGGAACUAGAGGCUAUCAUUGCCCUGGGACAGUGUUACCUACAGCUGCCACACCAUAUACUGUCAGAGAUUGAGCUAGAGGACAACUCAGGGAGCCGUAUGAAGGGUUUCAAGUUCCUGCUGCAGGCUGCUGAGGCAGGAGACAGACCCUGUAUGAUCCUGGUGGCCAGGGCCUUCGACACCGGCAUCAUUCUCUCACCAGACAGAUCCCAGGACUGGAAGGAAGCGGUGAGCUGGUACAACUGUGCCCUGAACAUGACGGACUACGACGAGGGGGGCGAGUUUGACGGCAUGCAGGACGAGCCUCUCUACCUGCUGCUGGCCAGAGAGGCUGAGAUGUACCAGGAGGGGGGCCAUGGCCUGGACCGAGACCCACAGAGAGCAGGUGAUCUGUUCACACAGGCAGCAGACGCAGCCAUGGAAGCAAUGAAAGGCCGACUGGCCAACCAGUACUAUAUGAAAGCAGAGGAGGCCUGGGGCAUGAUGGAGGAAGAGGAGUAGGAGACAGAGGGGACAUCACUCUGCAAGGCCAAAGGAAUCGGCUAAUGUAGUGAUGGAUACUUCUCCCUAAUAUUUUAAAGUUUACAGACACUUCUACUGUGAUUUCCUAAAUGCAAUGUGAGUGUAUGAUCUGUGUGUGACCAUUUAUGCAGCUAUCCUCUGGCCUAACUGUGUUUCUUGGUGAUAACCGAAUGACUUGUCUUUAUUUUACACUUUCUGUUUGGAACUGGUCUUUGUCUUUUCAUCUAUUUUCCCCUUUUCUAUUCCUGUCCCCAUUGCCCUUUUGGAUAUACAGUGUAUUUAGACCUCUUGACUUUUUCCACAUUUUGUUACGUUACAGCCUUAUUCUAAAAUGUAUUUUAUUUGUUUCUUCUCAUUAAUCUACACACAAAACCCCAUAAUAACAAAGCAGAAACAGGUUU
This is a messenger RNA of Oncorhynchus gorbuscha (pink salmon), 3677 nucleotides long. RefSeq names its product eukaryotic elongation factor 2 kinase-like. The record is from RefSeq and is a predicted model, not a curated record. The coding region runs from base 1018 to 3255 and encodes 745 amino acids. Gene Ontology annotation, molecular function: ATP binding; calmodulin binding; elongation factor-2 kinase activity. The transcript has 18 exons. Lineage: Eukaryota; Metazoa; Chordata; Actinopteri; Salmoniformes; Salmonidae. Gene Ontology annotation, biological process: protein phosphorylation.